UAGGGCUCGGCGAACCACAGCCACACGUCACCUGGAGCAAAGUGGGGGGCCGGAUCCGCCCGGGGGUGCUGGUUCGUGCCGGCACCCUGACCAUUGAGCGGGUGGAGCGGGCGGAUGCAGGGCAGUACCGCUGCACUGCUACCAAUUCUGUGGGCACCGUGCAGUCCCACGUCAUCCUUCACGUGCAGGCCGCCCCACACAUCGCCGGGCAGCCAGAGCAGCGGCGCCGAUUUUAUUUCCUUUGGGCUGGUGGGCGGGCGGCCCGAGUUCAGGUUCGAUGCUGGCUCUGGCAUGGCCACCAUUCGGGACCCGACACCGCUGCGCCUGGGCAAGUACCACACCGUGCGCCUCUUCCGUAACCUGACACGAGGCUCACUGCAGGUGGACGGGCAGCCCCCUGUUAACGGGACUUCACAGGGCAAAUUCCAAGGGCUGGACCUGAAUGAGGAGCUGUACCUCGGUGGGUACCCUGAUUACACCGUCGUGGCCAAGACAGGGCUGAGCCGUGGCUUUGUGGGCUGCGUGCGCCAGCUGCGCAUCCAGAACGAGGAGGUGGCCUUUGGGGAGCUGGACCUGCCGGCACACGGCGUCUCCAACUGUCCCACGUGCCAGGACCAUCCCUGCCAGAAUGGCGGCAUCUGCGAGGACGCUGAGAGCAGCAGCUACAUCUGCCAUUGUCCCCAAGGCUUCACUGGCAGCAACUGCGAGUACUCACAGGCCCUGCAUUGCCACCCAGAGGCGUGCGGGCCUGACGCCACCUGCAUCAGCCGGCCAGAUGGGCAGGGCUACAGCUGCCGCUGCCACCUGGGCAAGAUGGGGGAGAGGUGCACUGAAGGGGAGGCAGUGAGCGUGCCAUCCUUCGAUGAGGCGGGCGCCUUCGUCUCAUACCCACCCCUGACCAACGUGCACCAUGAGCUGCGAGUGGAGGCCGAGUUCCUGCCACGUGCACCGGACGGACUGCUGCUCUUCAGUGCUGGCAAAGCCUCCCCAGUUGAGGACUUUGUUGCCCUCGCCAUGGUCAGCGGCCACCUCGAGUUCCAUUAUGAGCUGGGCUCAGGUCCCCAAGGAGUCCUGGUGCCCCCAGACUUCCCUGGGGGUGAUGGCAGCGCUGAGUCAUGGCAUCACUGCAGGCACAGCGGUGCUGUGGAGCGUCGAGCCGCUGGCACUGGGCCGCUGGCACCAGGUGACAGCUGA
This is a messenger RNA of Lagopus muta (rock ptarmigan), 1194 nucleotides long. RefSeq names its product basement membrane-specific heparan sulfate proteoglycan core protein-like. The coding region runs from base 115 to 1194 and encodes 359 amino acids. The transcript has 10 exons. Gene Ontology annotation, molecular function: calcium ion binding. NCBI's taxonomy places the organism in Eukaryota, Metazoa, Chordata, Aves, Galliformes, Phasianidae. The record is from RefSeq and is a predicted model, not a curated record.